AUGACCCUGGACUGCGUACUCAUGGAGGAGACGGACGUUGACGUGGAGGGACAGACAGGCGGUAGUGAAGAUGCGAGGAGCACCUAUUUUUCACUCUUAACUAGUACGAACGCAGACUCGGAGCACAGCGCUUCAUCCUUGACUCCUGAAUCGCGGGAGCGGGGAGACUUUGCUGUCCGGCUGCAGGACGGUCCGGGCAAGAGAACCGCCUCGGUGAAGCCCCCGUACUCGUACAUCGCUCUCAUCACCAUGGCCAUCCUCCAGAGCCCCAAGAAGAGACUCACCCUCAGUGAGAUAUGUGAUUUUAUCAGCCAGCGCUUUGUGUAUUAUCGGGAGAGGUUCCCGGCGUGGCAAAACUCAAUCCGCCACAACCUGUCUCUGAAUGACUGCUUUGUCAAAAUGCCCCGGGAGCCUGGGAAUCCCGGGAAGGGAAAUUACUGGACCCUGGAUCCCAUGUCGGCCGACAUGUUUGAAAACGGGAGCUUUCUGCGGCGGAGGAAACGCUUCAAGAGGCAACAUUUCUAUUUGGGAACCCCGAAGGACUCCAGCGCGCAGGAGCGCGGCCUCGUGCCAGUUUUUCCUGUCCUCGGAGCGCACAGGGUGGGUUCCUGUCUCCAGGGUCCCGAUGUGUACCGCGAUCUGGGCAUUGGGAGCCGUGUAAGCUCCCACGCUAGUUCCAACAUCCCACCUGUGAGCAGCAUCAUACCUGCGCUCUCCUCGCUCCUCUCCAAGAAUUUCCCCUCUUGUCUAGCCUUUGAACAUUUCGACCCGGGUCGCUGCGCCCUCGUCCCGCCUUUGGCUCCGAACUCCUCGUUCAUGCCUCCCGCCCCGCUGCACGGAAUGAUCGCCAACUACCCUGUUACUCAGUUGUCCAGCUUUCCCACUGGGAUUCUUAAAAUUUCGUCCGAUUUAAUUUAAUUGAACGGUGCCCCCCUCGCACGCCGCGAACUCGCGGAGAAAUGAGCGGAAACUUCUUUCCCUUCAGCCUCAGAAUAAACUCUCGGUACUUUACAUAAAAAUACUACAGAUUUUAGCGUCGGCCCAAGCUUGCAAACAGGCCAGUACGUUUAGUUCUGUUGUUUGCUCGAGGCAAAUGUGUUUGAAUAACCGGUAUUUUAAAGGCUCCUAAAAUGUUUGGAAUAAAAAGUGAUGGAAUUUGCACCGUGCCUGUGCAAUUUGAAUUUAAUGUC
Messenger RNA from Xiphias gladius (swordfish), 1190 nucleotides. RefSeq names its product forkhead box protein D2-like. NCBI's taxonomy places the organism in Eukaryota, Metazoa, Chordata, Actinopteri, Istiophoriformes, Xiphiidae. The record is from RefSeq and is a predicted model, not a curated record. Gene Ontology annotation, molecular function: RNA polymerase II cis-regulatory region sequence-specific DNA binding; DNA-binding transcription factor activity, RNA polymerase II-specific. Gene Ontology annotation, biological process: anatomical structure morphogenesis; cell differentiation; regulation of transcription by RNA polymerase II. The coding region runs from base 1 to 918 and encodes 305 amino acids. The transcript has a single exon.